AGAAACCAUCUCCACAAUCCCCAAACCUCUCUCUCUCUCUCUCAACACUUCUUCUCCAUUAAUCUUUAGAUAAUACCAAAAUUGUUUUCUAAUUUGUUUAGUUUCCUGUGGGUGAUUCUUCUGAGGCUCGAAGCUCCCAAAAGCCAUGGCUUCCCUUUCAGUCUCUUCUUCUUCGACCAUCAUCGAUUCAAGAGCUCCUCCUUCUCGGCAAGCCUCCGCCUCUUCUCCGUCGUGUAUUUCACUUCCCACGCUUCCUCCUCCUCCGAUUCAGUCUCAGAACCGCGCCGCCAAAGCCACUGCUUACUGUCGGAAGAUUGUGAGGAACGUUGUCACCAGAGCUACUACUGAAGUUGGUGAAGCUCCUGCCACUACUACCGACACUGAGACUACAGAAUUACCUGAAAUCGUCAAGACUGCUCAACAAGCUUGGGAGAAAGUAGAGGACAAGUACGCUAUUAGUUCUCUUGCCUUGGCUGGUGUUGUGGCUCUUUGGGGAUCUACUGGAAUGAUUUCGGCAAUCGAUAAGCUUCCAUUGGUUCCUGGUGUUCUUGAACUUGUAGGCAUCGGUUACACAGGGUGGUUCACUUACAAGAACUUGAUCUUCAAGCCAGACAGGGAGGCUCUGUUUCAGAAGGUCAAGGACACAUACAAAGACAUAUUAGGGAGUAGCUGAAUCAAAGGAUGAAGAAGAUGAGCCCUUUUUGGGGGCCAUUUCAUGAAUUCGAAUGAAGGAUAGCAAAAGAAUCUAACAGAUCCCACAUCUUUCCUUCUUGUAACUAAAUAAUUUUCAUCCUCUCUCUAUCUAUGGUCUUUUUUGUUAUAGCUCAAAAUGUCAUCCAUUUAUGUCAAGUGUUGUAAAUUCCUCAAGACUAUAUAUGAGAUGUUUAUUUCAUCUUCCA
Messenger RNA from Capsella rubella, 899 nucleotides. Its product is annotated as protein CURVATURE THYLAKOID 1B, chloroplastic. The record is from RefSeq and is a predicted model, not a curated record. Lineage: Eukaryota; Viridiplantae; Streptophyta; Magnoliopsida; Brassicales; Brassicaceae. The transcript is spliced from 6 exons. The coding region runs from base 146 to 673 and encodes 175 amino acids. Gene Ontology annotation, cellular component: thylakoid; chloroplast thylakoid membrane.